Schistosoma turkestanicum is the source of this 265-nucleotide messenger RNA. The record is from the annotation of a GenBank genome assembly. Lineage: Eukaryota; Metazoa; Platyhelminthes; Trematoda; Strigeidida; Schistosomatidae.
UAUGACUAUUUAUGAAGCUUUAAGACAUCCUUGGCUUAACGAAGCAAUUACAGAUGAACAGCGUCGACGUAUUCCACCUUCACGUUAUAAAGAAUGCCAAAGACAAAUGCAUGAACGAAUGGGAGAUAUAUGGGAAAGAAGCCCUGCUAUUGGCCAUUUAGCGAAUUAUUCAUCAAUACGUCAGAAUAGACGAGACAAAUAUCAAAUACAAGAAACAAACUUUGAUCGUAGGGAGGCUGGUCCACGUUUUGUAAAAUGGCCAUAG